AUGGCGAAGAACACGGCAAAAUCCGCGGCCCACCCCGAGAUCCCAGCAACAGCCACACCACGAUCUCUCUCGCGGCCCCACCACUCACCACGAUCCAUCCCCACCACAAACCCCCUCCCCCUGCCUUAUCCUCUCGCACACCUCUCUCUCUCUCUCAUACCUGUCUCUCUUCGUGCGCAGGUAGGCCGCCGCUCGUCCCAUCUGCUCGGCCGCCGCUUGCUCCAUCUUCCCCAGCCGCCGCUCGCGCCACCAGACCCUGCCGCGGCUGCCCCUUGCCCCAUCUGCCCCGGCCGCCGCUUGCGCCACCAGCCCCUGCCCGGCCGCCGCUCGCAGCCCCGGCCCCUGCUGCAGCUCGCCUCACCGGUCCCGGCCACAGCUCCACCACUCACCGCCCCGGCCGCUGCUCGCCCCACUGGCCCCGGCCGCUGCUCCGCCACUCGCCGCCCGGACCAACACUCCGCCACCCUGCGCUCCUCUUCCCUGUGCCUAAGCUCCGGCGAACUCACCUCCGGCAACUGCUCCUCCACGCCCGCGCCCUUCUUCCUCUCCUCCGUCGCUCAGCUGCUGCUCCGGCCAUGGCUCCGCCGUCCAUUGUUUCUCCGGCCGCUGUCGUCCGCUGGUACUCCGGCCACCAUCGAGCGCGACUAUGCGGUGGCGCGACAAGUAGGACCGGGCGAGCGCGGCUGUGCGGUGGCGCGGCGAGUAGAGCCGGGCAGCAGCAGUGGAGUCCCUGGCGAGAGGAAAGACGGCCGGCAAUGAAGUACAUGUUGCUGCGGUGGAGAAGAAGGACUUGAUUGUUUUUCAUUUUUACUUAGUGGGGUCCUUUGUGUAAAUUUUUAGGACAACUCUGUAACUGUAACUUCUCUGUUCAUCGUUGAUUCUUAUAACAAAGUGUCGAUGAAUACUGUGGUGUUCAUCGUUGUCCGUUAGUUCCUUGUAGCCUUUGCACAUGGACUGUUAGUUUAGAUUAUUUUAAUAGGAAAACUUCUUUGAUGUC
Messenger RNA from Triticum urartu, 997 nucleotides. The record is from RefSeq and is a predicted model, not a curated record. Lineage: Eukaryota; Viridiplantae; Streptophyta; Magnoliopsida; Poales; Poaceae.